UUGCAUCGGCGUAUUAGUGACCCUCAUGGAGCUGGACCAGGCCAUCUCGCUCUGGCGCGGCCGCGCUGCCGACGCUGCGCUGCUUGGUGCAUCGUCUUCUGUUGCCAAGGACGGCAGUCGCCUGAUUCUGCUGACCUCAUCAGAGGAUGUACGCGAGAUCAGCGCCCCGACUCGCAAGUGUAUCAACCACUGGACCUUCCGAGCUGGCAGUGCCCAUGCGCUGCGAGUGGCUGCGGCGCGUCAUCCGCACUCGCGUGUGCUCUUCGGUGUAUGUGGAGCCCCAGGAGUAAGCGCCAGUAAGAAGGCGCGACAGGCCAGACGCCAAGAAGCCAAUAAGACGACUGCUUUACCAGCCAAUGAAGGCCUUGCUGUCUGGCGCGACACGGAUCUGGACGUGGCCAAGUGGCGCCGCUCGCCGUUGCAGUCAAACUCUAAGGCAUUUGCGCUAUUGGUACACUCGAAGCUGAAGGAGGAGGUCGUUGUAGUGUUCCAAGACGGCUCCUUCACGACUUACGAUGAAGAUCUGAUUAGAGGCCUGCACAGUGACGACGCCAAGGAUGCCACUGCGGAGGAGGAAGACGAGGAUGACGACGAUGACCAAGAGGAAUCUGUAGUGUGGGCCUACCUGGAGACGGACAACCGUAGUCCAGUCAAGGGCGCGUUGUUCCUGUCAAUCUUGAUGCAGAAGACGAACAAGAAGGGCGACAAGCAGCUCGAGCUUCUGGUGUAUCAAAUCACAAUCCCGAACACUCCCAGACGUAUGGGAGGCGCCCUGGGAGCUGUGCUGCUCGUACGUCGUCGUGUCAACUUACCAGACAACGAAGAGCUGUCCUCCUGUGCUUUCCACGCUGAGACUUUCUCGUACUCAAUUAUCGGCCGCUCAGGCACCUGGCAGACGCUGCGCUUCUCUCGUGACGCAUUGACCAACGCUCUGACACUCGUGGCUUCACAGCAAAUGCCCAAUUUAUCGUCAGCGGAGACCGAUUCAUCCAUCCCAGUGCACAAGAAGCGUAAACUCCAACCAUCAGCUUCCGGUUACCUGGUAAGCGGCGUCGGCAACUACACGUAUCUCAUCAGCACACCUCUGGAUACCCCGCUUAAGUUCACAGGUUGGGACUCCAAGUUCGCUGUACCUGUGUCGAACACAGAAAUCAACUUGGCCUCAGACCAGGACGGAGAGAACGAGGUCGUUGUCGGACGUAGCACCAAGGACGGCGUCGGUAAACCGGUACAACUUGUCAGUGUAGGCGCCGGUGAUGCAGUACUCGCUGCCUACGAGCGCGCGGCCUUCCUUAUUCACGUGAGGAACAAGAACUCGACCCUGGUCAGUGUUCUGGGAGCCACAGCAUCGACCACUUUGAGCUCUACGACGCCUGCAAUGCCCGACAGUUCAGUGCAAUGGGAGACUGUGACGGGAACCAGCAGCGUGAAUAACGACACGCUGGACGCCGAGACGUGGAAGGCGAACAUGUGCAGUGGCGACGACCGUGAGCGUCAGUUGAUCGCCGAUCUGUCGGACCCUCAAGUCACUCCUACAGCUGCAGAAUUCACGAGUCGUCUGGAUGAGGCACUGAAAAAGCAGAAGAAGAGAAAAGCCGGCAAGGAAGGAGAAGAGCUGUCGUACCGGUUGUUGCAGACGGUGACUCGCCGGUGUUUGGACUCGACGGAUCUCGAGUUGUGGGGACCGCUUGAAGCCAUGCUGCGUACCGACAGAUUGUCGGCCCGAGCGAAGCCGACGCUGCUGCCUACUCUGAUGAAACACAACCAGUUCGCCCUGCUGGAGUGCGCUAUUGUGCACCUUGUGGACAUCGACGAGCGCUCGAUUGUGCGACUGUUGAAGUAUUUUAUCCGCAAGAGCAGCCACUCAGCAUUCACGGAUUUUGUGACGAAGCAAGCUAAGAAGCAGAACAAUAAAGCAGGGAAAGUUGACGGCAUUGCGGCCUUCGAGAGGUUUGCAGUCGCGCUUCUGGGUCUGCCAACGAAUGGCGUGUUCCUGCAUCGAGCUAUUCGUGAGCUGGAGCUUGAGGAGGUUCUGCUGGUGCUUGCUAUUAGCAAGAAGUUGCUGCUGGUUCACACGACUGGGGACGAUGAGGACGAAGAGCAAUCGACAAAGAAGAGUAAGAAGAAGAAUGAUAGUCUGGCGGUGAUGAAGGAGGAGCGACGCUUUACUCCGCUGCCCUCGGCUUCCAAGUGUUGUGCGUGGAUCUGUGGGCUGCUGGACGCGCACCUGUCGACUCUGGUGCAGCGCGCUUCUCAGCACCCCGAGGUCGCUCGCGCACUGCGUCAACUGGAUGAACUGGUGCAGCUGCAGCUCCGUGCGAGCGCGCAGUACGAAUCGGUACACGGCGUGCUGAGCAACUUCCUGUCCGGCGUGAGGCUGCCGCGCGCUCCGGGACUUGCCGACUACAGCAUCGAGGAGCUGCGUCUGUAGACCUCGACACAAUAGACACAUUCAUCUUGCACUUUGCUCGUUAAUCGUAUGCUCUUUAUGUGUGUAGUUUGCUCUUCUAGCGUCCACACAGUUGCCAAU
Molecule: messenger RNA, 2530 nt
Organism: Phytophthora nicotianae INRA-310
Lineage: Eukaryota; Oomycota; Peronosporomycetes; Peronosporales; Peronosporaceae
Exons: 1
Coding region: 26-2431 (801 amino acids)
Biological process (GO): maturation of SSU-rRNA
Cellular component (GO): nucleolus
Molecular function (GO): RNA binding
Source: RefSeq, a predicted model, not a curated record